Molecule: messenger RNA, 1173 nt
Organism: Drosophila busckii
Lineage: Eukaryota; Metazoa; Arthropoda; Insecta; Diptera; Drosophilidae
Gene: Pka-C2
Product: cAMP-dependent protein kinase catalytic subunit 2
Exons: 6
Coding region: 50-1171 (373 amino acids)
Biological process (GO): peptidyl-serine phosphorylation
Cellular component (GO): nucleus; cAMP-dependent protein kinase complex
Molecular function (GO): ATP binding; cAMP-dependent protein kinase activity
Source: RefSeq, a predicted model, not a curated record
UGCUGUAGCUUUCGUUUUUGAAAUACGGCAUACAAAUUUUCCGUAAAUUAUGAUUAUCAAAAUUAACAAUUUGUGUAGCUAUAAGUGCAAGUUAGCCGAUUUCUGCGUGCUGUGUGUUGUACCUGAUUAUUGUAGAAAAUGCGACGACUACGACGGUACUAUAUUGAGCCGCUUAAGAGACGAAUUUGACGUACGUUGGAGCCGUCAAGAUCCCUCGCCAUAUACCAACUUGGAAAAUUACGUGCAGCGAGCGACGCUCGGUAAUGGCAGCUUCGGCACCGUGCUGCUUGUGAAAGAUAAGAGUAGUAAAAAUUAUUAUGCUGCCAAAAUGAUGAACAAAGAUGAUUUGGUGCGACUUAAACAGAUCGCUCAUGUGCAUAACGAGAAGACAGUGUUGAAUGCAGUGCGUUUUCCAUUUCUCGUUAAUCUGGUGGACUCGACCAAGGACUUUGACUAUCUGUAUCUCAUACUGCCGUUCGUAAACGGCGGCGAACUUUUUACCUAUCAUCGCAAAGUGCGAAAGUUCAAUGAGAAGCAAUCCCGUUUCUAUGCGGCACAAGUGUUACUGGGUCUCGAGUAUUUGCAUCGCAUGAAUCUCAUCUAUCGUGAUCUCAAACCGGAGAAUAUACUAAUGGAUGCCAGAGGUUAUCUGAAGCUAACAGACUUUGGUUUCACCAAGCGUGUCGAAAAUCGCACUUCGACAUUGUGUGGUACGCCGGAAUAUCUGGCACCCGAAAUUAUACAGCUGAAGCCCUACAGCAAGGGUGUGGAUUGGUGGGCUUUCGGCAUAUUGCUGUAUGAGUUUGUAGCUGGUCGUUCGCCGUUCGCGGCGCAUAAUCGUGAUGUGAUCUUGAUGUACUCGAAAAUCUGUCUGGGUGACUAUCGUAUACCCUCGUAUUUUACGUCGCAGCUAAAGAACCUUAUUGAGGAUCUCAUACAGGUGGAGCCGAACAAGCGUUUAGGUAACUCAAAUGAGGCGUCGACAGAGAUAAAGAAACAUCCUUGGUUCCAGGGUGUCGAUUGGUUCGCAAUAUUAAAUUCGGAAAUCAAUGCGCCCUAUAUACCGUCUGUCUCCAAUAUUGAGGAUUUGUCAAAUUUUGAGCAUUAUGAACCAAAACAAAAACAUAAGUCUAAAAUAAAUCGCCAUCCCGACUUGUUUAAUAAUUUUUAAAC